AUAUUAACCUGUGUUCAUGUCACCAAACAUUGUACAAGCCUCUGAGUUGUCCUCCUGCUUGUGUCAGGCAUGUUAGAUGGUCAAGAAAAUCAUUUUAUCAACUAACAGACAGGAAACAUCGAUCACCCUUUGAGAAGGCUGUAACCUUCACAAUUACUGCAUGUUCCGGGACUGCUACGAUAAGUUACAGGUUGGGAGACAUCAUAGAAUCAUACAGCAGAGAAGGAGGCCUUUUGGCUAUUGUGCCUGUGCUGGUUCUUUGAAAGAGCUAUCCAAUUAAUUCCACUCUCCCCUACCUUUUACCCCAGAACUCCAAAUUGUCUUUUUCAGGCAGCAUCCUAGAGAAUCUGCUUCCGAUCCAACUACUGACCUUAAAGAUAUCCUUCACGCACAUCGAGCACCAAGAUGUACAACUCCAGUUGUGAUAUUUCUAAUCACAUCCUGACUUCCCAGCUAUGACAUGUAACAUGUUCUGAGAGAGCUACCAGAAUCUAUGCGAGUUUUCUAAGGAGUUGAGCCACAGCUCAACUUGAAAUUAUGCAAUGUAACACUCUUCCUGCUAACUGAACACUCAGUUCCUUUUGACAGCAUAUGCUGGACAUCCUUCUCACUUUUCAGAGGUACAAAGCUGAAUUCAUGCCACUAAUCGCAGAAUCAUUAUAGAAACCACAAAGUUUCCCUCCUGUUAUAAUGUCUUCUGCGCUGGUCAAGAAAAUGAUUUAAUCAGCUUAAAGGCAGCCAUGAAAAUUUGAAUAUUUUUUGCAAAGAAAAUGGCCGCCCAAAAAUUCAAACUUAAUGAUGUCGACUUUGGGGAUGUUUUUGAAAAUUAUACAUACUCUACUGACUACACUAAUCUCCCAGACAUGUCACCCUGUACACCCAUGGUAAACAGGUCAAUCAACACGGUAAUUGCAAUUGUCUAUGCCCUGGUUUGUUUCCUCGCUAUGGCAGGGAACAUGGUCGUAAUGGUUGUCAUACUUUCCAAUCGACGCACAAUAUCAUCCACAGAUAUCUUCCUGCUUCAUCUGGCAGUGGCUGAUCUGCUCUUUGCUGUGACCCUACCCUUUUGGGCAGUGGAUGCCAUAUCUGGCUGGGUGUUUGGUGAUGCCAUGUGUAAGAUCAUCAGCAUGUUAAAGGAAGUUAACUUUUACAGUGGGAUUCUGUUACUGGCUUGUAUCAGUAUCGAUCGCUAUCUGUCCAUUGUCUACUCUAUACGGACUCACAACCAGAAGAGACCAUUUCUAAUUAAGCUGCACUGUGCUGCUGUUUGGGUGGUGGCUAUUGUUCUGUCUUUACCUAUUCUGUACAAGGGUGAAUAUCCUGUACCUGGUCUCAACAGACUGGUGUGUUAUGAGUUACUCGAUGGUGAAUCGGCUGAAACAUGGAGAGUAACCACCAGGUUUUUGCGACACUUUAUUGGGUUCCUCAUUCCACUGGCUGUCAUGACCUUCUGCUACAGUGUGACGAUCUGGAAACUGUGUCAGACAAAGGGAUUCCAGAAACAGAAAGCCAUGAAAGUCAUCAUAGCGGUUGUGCUGGCUUUUCUGAUAUGUUGGCUACCGCACAAUAUUACUGUGUUUGUUGACACACUAUUGAGGAGCAAACUCAUCGUUGAUACAUGUGACAAACGCUAUCAUAUUGAUGAAGCUAUGUUUGCAACCCAAACCUUGGGUUUCCUGCACAGCUGCAUUAACCCAAUCUUAUACGCAUUCAUUGGGGUGAAAUUCAGGAAGAACCUGCUCAAACUCUUGGCUAAUAAAGGAUGCAUUAAACAAAGUGCCAAGUCACAGUACAGGGGAUCACUAUCCUCCACAUCUGUAUCCGGACUCAUUGAAACUACAAUAUAGACUCCUUGUAAUGGAAAUGAUCAGGCCAAUUAGAAAGUUGGAAGAUGAAAAAUAUGAAGAGAUAAAUGGAAUGAAAUUCCUAAAAAAUUAAAUCAAGUAACAUUGUUUGGCAUGUUUCAGUUCUGAACAAAGUAAAUAAGCUCUUUUCUGGGUGGUUCUUCUUCUUGCGUGUGGAUACACAUGAGGCAGACAAAACAUGUGCUUAUGUCUGUUUCUGUAGCUUAUUUCCUAGAAUAGGUCGCUAGCCUGAAGUUAUGGCUUGAGGGGCACCACUCUGCAUCAAGCAUGGCUGAUCAGGAAACUCUCCCACUCUUACCACCUACCACUGUGUGUUGGGAGGAUUUGCAGGUCAAUAAUCGAUCUGUUUGACCAUGUUUUAAAUGCACCUUCUAUGGCUAUCAAGUCCUGGACCCAGAGCUUCUGGAUCAGAGGCAGGGAUGCUACCCAUUGCACCACAAGACUUCCCUCCUAGAUGCUUCACUGCUCUGAAGAAUAGUAAUACGGACUCAAAACUUUAGCUCUGUUUUCCUCCACACAGAUGCUGUUAGACCUGCUGAUUUUUUUUCCAGCAUUUUUCUUUUUAUGCUUCACUUUGUUGGUAUUCAAUGUAUGAUUGUCAGUAAUAAAGCUUGGGUUUUUGCAAUGUG
Carcharodon carcharias (great white shark) is the source of this 2494-nucleotide messenger RNA. Its product is annotated as C-X-C chemokine receptor type 2-like. Gene Ontology annotation, biological process: immune response; G protein-coupled receptor signaling pathway; neutrophil chemotaxis. The record is from RefSeq and is a predicted model, not a curated record. Gene Ontology annotation, cellular component: membrane. The transcript is spliced from 4 exons. The coding region runs from base 771 to 1847 and encodes 358 amino acids. NCBI's taxonomy places the organism in Eukaryota, Metazoa, Chordata, Chondrichthyes, Lamniformes, Lamnidae. Gene Ontology annotation, molecular function: C-X-C chemokine receptor activity.